AUGAGCACCCACCAACGCAAGCCGGUGUUCGCCGUAGUAGGCACAACCGGCGUCGGGAAAUCACAACUAGGGAUAGAGCUCGCAAAAGCUAUUGGCGGGGAAGUCAUUAACGCGGACUCUAUGCAAGUGUACAAAGGCCUCGAUAUUGCAACCAACAAAGCGACGAUGCAGGAACGCGACGGCGUGCCACACCAUCUGAUGGACUUUGUUGAACCAUCGGAGGAGUAUUCGGUGAUUGAAUUUGAGAGGGACGCUUUACGUGUGAUAGACGAGGUCCACUCCCGGAAUCGCAUUCCCAUCCUCGUCGGCGGGACAAACUACUACAUUCAAUCCGUACUGUGGGAACAGCAGAUUAUCUCGUCGGCAGCGGGUUCGGAUCCAGAGCGGGUGAAUCCAAUGGCAGGGGAUAGAGACGUGAUCCAUCCGUCGCUGGCUGCUCAUCCGUUACGAGCACGCAUUGCGGAAGCGUUGGCGGCUACGCAGAGCGGGACGAGAGGUCCUGCGCUCAAUGCCAGCGCGGACAGCGUGGAUUUGCUGGGGUUGUUGGCUGAGGUUGAUCCUGGCAUGGCGGACAGAUGGCAUGCGAAAGACACCCGCAAGAUUCGUCGGAGUUUACAGGUGUUCUAUACGACUGGCAAGGCCCAUAGUACACUACUAGCCGAGCAGAAGCAAUCGGGAGAAGCCGGGAGUCAUUUGAGGUUCGACACAUGCGUGUUCUGGAUCUACUCUGACCCAGCAACGCUAUACCCACGCCUCGACGCACGUGUGGACGAAAUGACGAAACUGGGGCUCUUCAACGAACUCUCAGAAAUGCGCCACAGAGUCCGCUCAGGACAGGUCCUCGGCGCUCCCGCAUCCGGCUCUGCAGAUUAUACGCGCGGGAUCUUACAAGCCAUAGGCUUCAAAGAGUUCUCCCCCUACCUAACCGUGCUCGAAUCCCCCCAGCCACCAUCACCAGACGCACUAGAAAAACUGAAAUUGGAAGGCUUGGAACUGAUGAAGCGCGCGACGAGACAGUAUGCGAAACGGCAGGUUACGUGGUUGAGGAAUAAGAUGGCUGGGGCUGUUUUGGAGGAGACGCAGGGUGGGAGUGGGGAGGUGCGGGGGAGGGCGGCGUUUUAUGUAUUGGACGCGUCAGAUAUCGCAAAAUGGACCGCCAACGUCUCCACCACCGCCCUCACGAUCGCCCGCACAUUCCUUUCCCCCACCACCUCUAACGAGCAGCUACCCUUCCCAUACACCCUCACCCCCCUCGCCUCUCAACUCUUCCCACCACCACCGCAUCCAUCACCGGAACACCCCACCCCAAAUAAACCAACAUGGAAAAAACACACCUGUCCCUUCUGCAUCGACACACAAACGGGGAAGCCGAAGGUGUUGAAUGGGGAGCAUGAGUGGAGGGUGCAUUUGGGGACUAGGGGGCAUAAAAUGAGGAUGGGUGGUGGGGAGAGCGGGAGGAGAGGGAGACGGAGGGAAAGUGGUGGUGGGGAUGUGAGCAGGGAGGAGGUGGCGGGUAGAAUAGAUGUGGAGUAG
This is a messenger RNA of Fimicolochytrium jonesii, 1533 nucleotides long. Its product is annotated as IPP transferase-domain-containing protein. Bases 1 to 1533 code for a protein of 510 amino acids. Gene Ontology annotation, biological process: tRNA modification. The transcript has 9 exons. Gene Ontology annotation, molecular function: tRNA dimethylallyltransferase activity. The record is from RefSeq and is a predicted model, not a curated record. Lineage: Eukaryota; Fungi; Chytridiomycota; Chytridiomycetes; Spizellomycetales; Powellomycetaceae. Gene Ontology annotation, cellular component: mitochondrion.